Molecule: messenger RNA, 3607 nt
Organism: Sphaeramia orbicularis (orbiculate cardinalfish)
Lineage: Eukaryota; Metazoa; Chordata; Actinopteri; Kurtiformes; Apogonidae
Product: B-cell scaffold protein with ankyrin repeats-like
Exons: 16
Coding region: 77-1960 (627 amino acids)
Biological process (GO): negative regulation of phosphatidylinositol 3-kinase/protein kinase B signal transduction; negative regulation of B cell activation; B cell activation
Molecular function (GO): protein tyrosine kinase binding; signaling receptor binding
Source: RefSeq, a predicted model, not a curated record
GCUCCACCUGACAAUAGUGGCACUGUCUGUUCAUGUCAGACUCAAGACACACCUGCAGACAAACAGCACUGAAGCCAUGAACCACACAGCUCAAGACCUGCUGAUCAUCUAUGAGCCUGAAGCAGAGCAGUGGGCCACCUACCUGCACUCCGUCUUUACCGGGGUCAUCUCAGACCAGGGCAUCUGUUGCUAUGACAUCUCCAGCCUGUCCAGCCGGAAGGACGACUUCCUCAGGCUGGCUGGAUACACCUGCAAGCUCCUCAUCCUUUCCAAGGGCAUGCUGGAGGGUCUGUGUCAGAUGCGACGCUUCUUUUUGGCCCGUGUCCUGAGUCCCGCGGCUCAUGUGGUGGUGCUGCUGUGUGGGGUGGACAACCUGACCCACUUCCUGGAGCUGGUUCCCCUGAAUGGCAACGAAUGUCUGCAGAUCUCCAGCGAGCAAGAUGCUCACGAGUACCUGUCGACUGUGACUGACAUAGUGCGAAAAGGUGCAUCAGCCACAGCGGCAAAUGUCAACCCCUUGACACGUAAAUCAUCAGGAUCAGAGCAAAAGCCGGAACAAAUGCAGUCAACCCCAGGCCAUGGUGUUGAAUCUGGCAUCGUGGUUAUUCCUCCCAGAGUUCCCUGUGGGAGCUCUACAGAGGUUUUCAUUCUUUUAAGAAACGAGGCAGCCGGAGUCAACACAGAGGUGGAAUUCACCGGUGGGAUUCAGGUGAUUAGAGUGAAACCGACCCACUGGGGUAACAGGAUCCUGUGUGUUGAUGCACCAGAUUUUCCCGCAGGGAGUGUGAAAGUGACUGUGUUUAGUGAUGGAGUGCCACUGAGCAAGGCACAAUUAUCAUACUACAGCAACAUGGAGGAGCUCACCUGCAUCCUGUCACGAGUAGCAGAUCCUGUAGACUUCAUGUGUCAGGCACUUAAGGUGUCCUCUGCAGAAAAACUGGAUCAGAAGUUGUCGUCCAUGCUGCUGAAAGGAAUGCCCACUGGAGGAUUUCAGGGGCUGCAGAGCAAAGGCCCACCUGAAAGAGCUGAGCUCCACCACGCAGACGUGCCCACACUCCUCCACUUUGCUGCCCGGUAUGGACUGAAGAGUGUCUCCAGCUUGUUGCUACAGUGUCCCGGAGCUGAACGAGCAGUGCACACGGCCAACCGCCACGGACAGACGCCCAUUGAGAUUUCCAAAAGUCACGGUCACACAGAGCUCCACAUCUUACUGAGGGAAACUCUGAAAAUGUUCAAUCCAGGGGAGGAUAAUGGUGAUGCCAGUGUGUAUGAAAUGAUGUGCACUGCAGGAAAAGCUUCCACCAUGGAAAUUCAGAGAGAGCAGCAAGGGAAGGCUGAUGAUGAGGAAGAGGAAGAGGAUCCCUAUGCACCACUAGGGGUGAAUGAUGAAUACGACACCAUUCUGACCUCAACGACAGCCAUCGCCAUUGCUAAUCGCCCCCCUGCGCCCACGCCUCGGCCCGAGACCACCCCGGUGAAGGAGGACAGAACUCCCUACAUCGCUCAAGUGUUCAAGAAAAAGAAGACACAGCAGAGUGAUGCUGAUUUGUAUUCACUUCCAACUAAACAAGCACAAGGGCGAAAGGACAGCAUGUCUUCCACCUAUGACACGUAUGUGCCCAACCAGAUCCAGGGGCUCCAGCAGCUCGUUGAGCUCCGACAGAGGGUGAAAGCGGGUUCACUCACCGUGGAGGAAGCCCUGGAGCGCCUCAAUGACUGGCAGCGGGUUCAGAAGGGCAUGAACGCCGUCCAACAGGAGAAGUUAAGUCAGCUGAGAGCCAGUAUCAUCAACAACAAAGAGGAUGAUGACAGUGUCUAUGAUAAAAUCAACAUCGUUCAUCACACGCCAAGUGCUGCGGUGAAUGAAAGUCGAAGAGGGAGCCAAUCAGUGGAUUCUGAGUUCUACAGCAAGCCUCUUAAAGGACAUACUGGUUUCUUUCGGAAAGCAGACAAACGGUAAAGGCGUUAUCACUUCAGAUACUGUUCUUCCAGAGAUGACAUUUUCUCAAUUUCAAUGUUUUAUCGUAGCCAUGCCUCAGGUUUAUAACAGAAAUGAUAAAUACAUAUUCUUAAAAAUUCAAAAGAGGCAGCAGAAAAUGUUUGUUAAAUAAAGUAAUUUCAUAAUAAUAGAAUAAAGAGCAUAUAUAUGAGGAACAUAUUUUUGUCUUUAAAAGGAAAAAUCCAAUCAGUUCAUUUAACUCUUUUUUUUAUCAUUAUUAUAUCAAUGAUAUAUUAAUUAUAAAAGACCCAAUUUUUAAUAAAUGCAGCAAGUCACACACAGCACACAAAUUAUGUUAUUAAUUAAAAUCUCUGCUGCACCUUCAUUUACUGUGGAAAAUAAAUACUCUUUUGGGGUCAAGAGGUAAUGGAUUUUCAUUAGCCUGCCUCACAAAAAACAGAGUGAAUUUCCCUGUGGCCUAAAAAAAAAAAAAAAAAAAAGACAAUCUGUUAACACAUUGACCACUAGAGGGCGCUUUACCUCUAAGCAUAUCCACGAUUGUCUGUGUUCGAGGAAAGCAAAGACAUCUGGCAAGCACAGAGGCACCUGCUGACCUCCUGAUGGUUCGGAGGCAAGCUAUGGAAAAAUAGACCCAUACAUGUUUAUAAAUGUAAAAGGAAGGUUAAAAACACUCAUACAGCAGGUGAGAACAUCAUGGAAGUCACGCAGGCAUCAGCCAAGAAACGGCAAAAAAAAACCAAUAUAUGAGAAAAAUAACAAAAUUCAUGUAGUUCAAUCCUAAAGUUACGGUCUUUAUUUUGUAACGAAACUCUGCAUAAAGAAGUUUUGUUGUUUAUGUUUUGCUGCCUUAGUUCAGGGAUUUGCAUGUGAAAAAAAAGCUUUACAUGAAUUUAAUAAAUAAAGAGUAAAAGGGCCUUUUAUGAUCACAUCCUUUGAAAUUCAGGAUAAUAAAUGUUCACUGUAUAUACUUGUCAAAAAUCAGAAUUUGCUGUGAUUUACAAAACUAUUCAGGAGUUGGCACAAAAUGCACAUAGUCUGUCUCACACACACAGAUACCAGUUUGUUGGUACAGCCCGGCCUGUGCCUGAAUGAAUGAAUAAGAGCUGCAUGGGGAAUUCAGUGAAUGCAUGGCUAAAUCCAAGCUCAGUCUUGAAACCCAGGCAGAGGCUGAGCUGUGUGCCAACAAAGCAGCUGGGUACACGCUGGGCACAUUUUUCUGUUCAAUCAUGCUCUUUGUGAAUAAUAUGUAUUAAUGCCGUCCCUACUUAGACCUGCCAGUUAGCCUUUGGAGAUGAUCCGGCUUCAGGACCCCAUGGCAUUUGAGGCAUAUGUUUGCCUGUCACCUGCUGUGUAUAUUUCUGUCAGUGUGUUAGGCAUGGACACUGCGAUAGGCCUCGAUUCAUCUUGUAUGCAAAUAUCGGAGCGCCGCCACAAGGAAUCAUUCCCCAGUCGCAGAGAGGCGAGCAGAUAGAGAACUUCAGUGGCAUGUGACUCCCACGCUAAGCAUGUUCCUAUAUGUGGGAAGCAGCGCAUCAAACAUAAGGGAUCAAAGAUUUACUGCUUUUCAGAGCUAUACUGUACUCACAGAGCAAGAGAGUACACAUAGAUCUUUUUUUUAAUGCAUUAUUAAAAUGUAAAUGGUUGAAA